This is a messenger RNA of Chaetomium strumarium, 1054 nucleotides long. Its product is annotated as DSS1/SEM1 family-domain-containing protein. Gene Ontology annotation, biological process: proteasome assembly; mRNA export from nucleus; double-strand break repair via homologous recombination. The transcript has 3 exons. Gene Ontology annotation, cellular component: proteasome complex; proteasome regulatory particle, lid subcomplex. The record is from RefSeq and is a predicted model, not a curated record. Lineage: Eukaryota; Fungi; Ascomycota; Sordariomycetes; Sordariales; Chaetomiaceae. Bases 428 to 712 code for a protein of 94 amino acids.
GAGUAAAAUAAGGGGCAGCUUCCCCCAUCCAGUUUUCAUAAGUUAGGUAACUUCAAGUUCCUGUGCCUGGAUUAAAUGUGACAGUGUGACGCAGUGGUCCGUGCGUCAGCCAAAUGCCCACCAACGUGGCUCGCCUGCGCUGGUGCUCAGGUUGUGGCGAAAGCAAUCGGGACCUGUCUAGCAACAUCACUACGCAACUUGAACCAACCUAAGCCAGCACUCUUCCAUCAACCUUUCGGCCUCUCCACUUGGUUCUCACUUACGGGCGGUCUGCGGCACAGCAAGAGCUUAAUCUCCUGACCUAACGUGACAACCAGUUGCUUCUCGCCUCACCUCAACUCUCAACUUCAAGAGCUGCCGCGAACCACCUCGCAGCCAGCACCCCCCACAACAUCCAAACUUCCGAUCUUCACAACCCAUUCUCACAAUGGCCUCAUCACAAAACACCAACAAGAAAGACGAGAAAACGGCCGCCGAGGCCAAGCCGGAGCAGACCGUGACCGAGCAGAAGCCGGCCGCGCUGGAAGAGGACGACGAGUUCGAAGACUUCCCCGUUGACGACUGGGCGGCCGAGGAAACCGAGGCCGCCGGCGGGGGCGGCGCGACACAGCACCUGUGGGAGGAGUCGUGGGACGAUGACGACACGAGCGAUGACUUUUCGACACAACUCAAGGAAGAGCUGAAGAAGGUCGAGCAAUCCAAGAAGCGGUGAUCUGCUGUUGUAAGGGAGAGGGGCAGCAAGUGAUGAUGGCGGCAUGCUACGACGGCGGUCUUAGGGUACACCUGAACAGAGGGUGGCGGUGUGGUGUCUCGGUCGGGAGGCCGGCUUGGAGGUAGCUGCCAGACCGGGUCUAGAAGAAUAUCUCGGGGUGCUAUGCGGAUGCCACCCGGAGUUCACAGGGCCAUUGGAUGAGGAAGUUAUGUCGUCGGCAACCAGCACUGUCAGCAUACAGCUAGGCAUAACGCGGAAGGCCACAUCGGCCUGAACGCCCGUCUUACUACGCUCCAUAGUCUGCAACGGGAGAUUACUUUCAAUUCUGGUCGAGGACCAACU